AUGACGACGACGACGACGACGACGAGUUUUUCAUCUUCAUCAUCCCUGGUAUCAUCUAUUCGCGAGAACAAUAAGAUCAAAUAUUCGAAUAAAAAAAUUGGAAUUCCAAAGACGAGAAAAAGACCCCGACGGGGAGGAACGAGUCACGUGAUGACGGUUUUCGCAUUCGCCUACGACGACGUGUUUUCCAUCGUCAAAAGACCGUACGCGACUCGAGAACCGAUGUCGAGCGAAGACGAACAGAUUUGGCAAAAAAACGAGGAGAAAAUCAUCGAAUUCGUUAGAGAGUUUCACGAGGAAGUUUUAGAAGCAGAGGAGAAGCUGUCGCGAACGAAAGCGGAGACUUUAGUCGUAAAAGCGCACUCGUCCGCGAUAUGCUGCGCGUUCGGUCGAAAGAGAAACGAUGAUGAAGAGUAUUUACUCGCGGUGGCAAUCAUCUCGACGGAUUGCGCGACGGUUGGGAUCGUCGAGUCUGUGAUGGUAAACGCGAGCGCGUGCGGGAACGAUCUUUUGUACGUCGAGAACGUGAAACGAUUCGCGGUGCAAUCCGCGUGCGAAAGGUUGUACAACGGGGACCACAUUUGCGACGUCGGCGCGAGGGUGAAAUACGAAGACGCGAUGUUGUUCGCGCUAGAUUUCAAAAUGGGAGUUUAG
This is a messenger RNA of Bathycoccus prasinos, 654 nucleotides long. RefSeq lists its product with no specific name. Lineage: Eukaryota; Viridiplantae; Chlorophyta; Mamiellophyceae; Mamiellales; Bathycoccaceae. The transcript is spliced from 2 exons. The coding region runs from base 1 to 654 and encodes 217 amino acids. The record is from RefSeq and is a predicted model, not a curated record.